GUACAUCUUUCACUUUCUUUUCUUUACCCAUCCAUUCAUUCAUUGAUGAGGUCAACAUCAACAUCAAACAACCACACACUUCAUCACCCCACAUCGAGUACCUAGAGAACCUAAUCAACUGAUUCGAUCUACCUAUACAUCAUGUCUCCAACAAAACCUGCCGGCGGCUCAAAGAAGUCGUCGGUACUCUCGCCAUCUCCCUCUAAGGUGACCAAGUCCGAUGGCGCGGCUUCAAAGCGUCAGAAGCGCGACGGAAACGCAGCCAACAACAACUUGGCCACCCCUGCCGCUGCCGCUGCGGCCGCCGCCUCCCAAGACUACGGCUCCCACAUUAUCACGCAGCUUACAUACGCGGUCGAGUUCCUCAAAGCAAAGGGCACCCCGAAGACGCUGCAAGAGAUUAUGGACCACCUAACUCUCCAACACUACCCAGAGCACGUGCAGAAAUUCUUUGCGACCACGAUGCAGCGCCACUCUCGCAUGCAGUACCGCCCAGGCCCGAAGGUUAAAUCCCUACCCGAGUCGGAGCAGUGGCGAACCGGUACCUACGAAUUCAAGCCUCUACUGCCUGGCGUCACGUCUAAGGUCACACUUCUCGAGUAUCUCCAGAGCAAGACCGAUGCCUCGGCCACAGAGGUCAAGGCGAUCAAGGACGGGUGGCCGAACUGCGACGAAGCACUUAUGGAGCUGGAAGCCGAGCAUAAAAUCCUCACCGUCCGAACUAAAAAGGAGCAGACGCACAGAUUUGUAUGGCUCGAUAACCCGGCUCUGCAUCACAAGGUCGACGACGAAUUCCGGGCUAUGUGGUUUAAGGAGACCCUCCCGUCCACGGAUGAGAUGCCUAGAAGGCUUAAAGCCCUCGGUCAAAAGGCGACUAGUGGUGGCACAAAGGCAAACGUGAAUGCUCAGAAGGCACCGCCUAAGCGUAAGAAGGCUUCGCGCGUGCAGAAGAAGUUCGAGAAUGAGCAUAUGAGAAGCAUUUUCGAACAACAUAAGCGUUGAUCCUCUCCCGUUCGAGAGCAGACUGGCAUAGCAUGAGGCUUCUAGAUCGUUGCCAUGGUGGCAAGGUUACAUUGGUAUUCGGCCAGGAGUGAUUUCCCUAAGGCAUAAUGCUGUUUUUAAAAAUGAGGGAAAAACUAGCAUCAUCGGUGUUUUGGCUGGGUAUAACGAGGCGUUUUGGGGGGGACUCUGGGGAGCUUCGGUUCCUUUGCAUUGCUUUUUAAUAAAAGGUAUCAGUACCUACAAAACAAAGUUGAGUGCCAUGACGUGACUUAGAUUCCAACUUAUCCUAUUAUUAUAGAGGUAGGAUCUUACAUCUUUCUUUUAAUUUUCUUUAGACUCAUUCCUAUACGUCUCUCUUGGAGUUUGCUUGCUGUCUACAAGAUAGAUUUCACAUGUUCUCCAGACUAAGCAGCCUGGACGGAGAAAAGCAUGGCCUCAAAUUACAACCGAAAAUUACGAG
This is a messenger RNA of Annulohypoxylon maeteangense, 1462 nucleotides long. Its product is annotated as transcription initiation factor IIE, beta subunit. Lineage: Eukaryota; Fungi; Ascomycota; Sordariomycetes; Xylariales; Hypoxylaceae. The record is from RefSeq and is a predicted model, not a curated record. Bases 142 to 1002 code for a protein of 286 amino acids. Gene Ontology annotation, cellular component: transcription factor TFIIE complex. Gene Ontology annotation, biological process: transcription initiation at RNA polymerase II promoter. The transcript has a single exon.